Messenger RNA from Prorocentrum cordatum, 1473 nucleotides. Lineage: Eukaryota; Dinophyceae; Prorocentrales; Prorocentraceae. The record is from the annotation of a GenBank genome assembly.
AUGCAGCGUUUGAGCGCGGAGUCGUGUCACAGUUCCACAGUCAACGCCGUUACGGGUUUCUGCGAGCUGUGGGCCAUGCGCCAUUUCGCUGCGACGCCUUUCAUCUGCCACGCACGGGCCGCCGGCGCCGACUUCCUCGACGCCGACGUCCACCACGGCGCCGACCUGCUUGAGCCGGGCGUGGCGGCACGCGAGCGCAGCGUGGACAGCGGGCUCACCCUCGCGCUCUGCUGCAAGGCAUGCGUUGCGGGCCCUGGGUGCCACGCGUUCGUCUUCGCCGAGGUCACCGGCAGCUGCUGGCUCUAUCCGUCGGAGGUGUCGUACAGCUUGUGGGACAUGAAGCAGGGGUACAGCAGCUACAUUUUGCCCUGCCACCGCCGCGGGCAGGUCGUCUGCCCCUGCAGCCCGAGCGGGACCUCGAAGAUCCGCAUGCCCUGCCAGUGCGACGCGGCCAGCAGCCCCCACCACACUGAGUGCGCCGUCGGCCAGUACUGCGACGAUGGCGCGUGCCACGACCGCAAGCAGCGGCGGUUGUCGGCCGACGUCUGCUCGGUGACGCCCGCGGUCACCACCACGAGCGUCGCCCGCACCCGUACGGACACCACGACGCCGGACAUGUACGUGGUGGACGUGCUGGAGAUAACCGUCGACUGCAGCACGUCGGCUCUCGCCGCGUGGGCCGCUGACAAGCACAGCGUAGGGGUGAACAAGGUGAUUCCUUCAGCCGUGAAGUCUCCUUAUUCAUCUGGAACUGCAUCAUCUUGGGACCCGUCGUACCAGCGCCGCCUGGAUGAUAGUUCGGACUUGGCAGGUGCACAGCUCUGGUCAGAUGUGCACCUUCCCAUCGCUGCGAACCUGGUCAACAACCUUGCUUCAACCAGAUCUGAUCUGGCUUUGAGUUUCAGGGACAACGAUGUGUGGCUUUCGAGAGUCUGGAGCGUCACGCUGACGAAUCCGAUCGAUGAAGAAGGGGCCUGCUUCAGCACCAACUCGAAUAGCAGGGAUGAGUUCGGGGACAGCUGUGAGGUGUACCCUCCCAGUCCAGCUUGGCGCGGCAAGUAUGAUGACAGCGAUUUCACCUCUGCGAGCAUGUGCUGCGGGUGCGGUGGUGGCGUCGACCACGAGCCGCAGACGCCAGCUCCUACCCCAGCUCCAGCUCCCACUCCUGUGCCCGACUGCGUCGACACGGACUUUGGUGAGGUCGACGCGUAUGGCGAUGGCUGCGAGUCUUAUUCGGUCUUUCCACAGUGCUACUGCGGUGCGUUUGACGUCGGCCGUUUCGACUCCAUGACCAUGUGCUGCGUCUGCCCCGCGUACCGUCCGCCGACUCUGCCGUCCACUCCGGCUCCUCCCCCUCCGUCGCCGUGGUGGGGCACCGGGAUUCUCGACGGGGCGGUGUCGUGCCAGCUCUCCCUGCUGCCGUUCCCCGCCGCGGCCGCGGCCGCGGCAUGCGCGCUGCGCGGCCAGGUCUGA